CAAUAAUAAUGGAGACUUUGUGUGUUCGAUCUAUCUAGUGCCCUCUCAGUAGUUCCCGCAAUUGUCGCUUGCUCCAUGGCCUAUCAUGGCCGUCACAGCCAAUGUGAGCGCGCUGACAGACGAGCUAAUUAUAGCCGUUGCGAAGUCCGAUAGAAAGGACACUCCACAUUUCAGGAAUUUAAAACGUCGGACUGAAGACACUUUCAAGUCGCAUGCUUAUGCGCGCACGGAUCAAUUCGCCGUCGCCAGCCAACUCGAAGGGCUGCAGGAGAAAUUCCAAAUCCUUUGUAGGGAUGAGUUGGCUGAUGCUUUGCGUAUCCGACUAACGGAGCUGCAAGAGCACCAAAGCUCAUGGUUCCCCGAAAUUCUAUCUCUACUGCUGCAGCUGGCAGACCGCCCUGCGCAGCGGUCCAGGGUAGAUCAAGUGGUAGCAACCAAGCCCAGAGAGGAAGCAAAAGCACUUGUCUGGGAUGAAUUGGACGCCGCUGGAUCAGCAUAUUGUGGCGAGGAUAUCUGGGAAGAUGUAGAUUAUGGCGCUGAUUCCUCUGAUGAGGACCUUGCAUCAGUGUCCACUGACAGCUACCAUACACGCAAUCAACCAGAAACGUCUGUCACAACAGAGGAGGACUAUAUGAUCCCUGACGAAGUCUUCACCUCUGGAGAAAAUGAUGAAUUCAUUGAUUCGAUUGCUAAAGCACAAUUUUGGAGAGACAAGGAGAGUCCGGUCACUGACAUGGCUGGUCCCACUUCUCAAGUUAUUACCGAGCUUCAGGUAAUAAGGGAGACUAUAUUCAUGUUGCAAGGUCUCCCUACGUCACUGUUUUGGCGAUUUGAAGGUAAUAUCGAAAUAAGCCGAAGAUUCACCAUUGCAGACCUGUCGAAUGAGGCAUUCUUCUCCUUAAUGCGAUCACUAAGCUCGACAGGAGCGAAACUGGACGUCCUUAGGCAAUUUUGCAACGCACCACAGGAGAUUCCAUAUAUGCAAACGUUUCACCGGGGCCUGGAGAGCUGUCUAAGAAAGUUCGACUUGUUUCUAUCUAACGUGCAGCACCAGUACCUUGCUCAGGCGUCAAUCGUGUCCAUUAGUCUUCUGCAGCUCUCUGAAGAUGUUUGGCGGAAGUCCAGACUGCCUUUGAUGUUAUCUGACCUUGUGUCUAGCUUAAUGCCUAGCACUUCAAAUACUGCUACGCAAUGUCUCGACUCACUUUAUGAUCUCGUGUGCCUGACACAAGCUGCUGGCGACGAUGACAUAUUCGAGACCCUUGCUGAGUUGUUCUUCUCAUGCUUCGAAACCUAUGCACAUCCCAUCCGUAUGUGGAUGGAAAAAGGCCAGUUGGAUGACUCUGCAGCUGAAUUCUUCAUAUGCAACAAUCAAAACGACAGUGACCUGCGAACGCUAUGGCAUGACUGGUACGCAUUGGAUAAGGCAUCGAUGCUCCCGAGUUCCCCGAAGUUUAUCCAACCUUUUGCACACAAGAUCUUCAUAACUGGCAAAAGCAUGGUUUUUCUGCGACAUCUGAAUACGACCGAGGACGACGAGAGUGCAAGGAAGGUCUCCUUAACGCUGAACGAAGUAUUACCGCCAGACUCAUACUCUUCUUGCCUCCCGUUCUCCGUCCUACUCGAGUCUUCAUUCGGAAGAUUAGUCGAUGAAAAUCAUGCCCACACUUCGGCUCUGCUAAGGAAAGAGCUUGGCCAGGAAUGUGGCUUAUGGACGUCACUCCAAGCACUCGAGUAUAUCUAUCUCGGCAGAGAUAUGAGCAUCUUCGGACCAAUCGACAGCAAGAUAUUCGAGCUCAUCGAUAGAGGGAAAGGCACUUGGAGCGAUCGGUUCCUGCUCACUGAAGUGGCCCAAAGCGCUUUCAGUACCCUGCCAUUCAUCGAUCCUUCUAGGCUUAUCGUCCGAACACCCAAAGAAGCACACAGCAAUGCAGUCAGCCGCAGCCGCUCGGUCAAGGUGCUGGACGCCAUUUCAUUCGACUACAUCUUGCCUUGGCCUGUAGCCAAUAUAAUCACAAGGGAUACUCUUUUGGGCUACCGCCGAAUCUCUACAUUCCUCAUGCAACUCCGCAGAGCCAAACACACGAUAGUAAAACAACGACUGCAGCACAAUAACCAAUCCGAUAAGAUCCAAGACUCAAGGAACAACACGCUGAGCUACGCUCUCAGACACAACAUGCUCUGGUUCCUGAACGUUGUAUACAGUCACAUGACGGAUUUUGUCAUCUCUGCAGCGACGCAUUCCCUGGGAAAAGACCUUUCUGCUUCUGCAGACGUGGACGCCAUGAUAGCGGCGCAUCGCUCCUUCAUGCACUCCCUAGAGGAACAAUGCCUCCUAUCUACCAACUUGAAUGCUCUUCACCAGGCGAUCAUCACCAUCCUAGACCUCUGCGUCAGCUUCGCAGACAUCCAAAACUCACGCUAUGGUGACCAUAACCUCGACCCGACGCGCACCGCUACCAAGAGCGCAAAAUCUAUGCAUCGCAAGAAUGCACAGUACUUUGAACCUGACCAGGGUGACCCAAGCGAUGAUGACUCUGACUCUGACUCUGACUCCGACGCAGACGAAGACAACCUCGCUGCCUCGUUUCACGAAACGCACUACAUGCAACGACUCCGAGAUAUCAAAGACCAGUUCAAUCGUCUGUUAGCGUUCAUUGUGGCUGGUCUGAGGGGUGUAGGGCGUGUCGAUGGCCAACUAAGUUGGGAGAUAUUGGCCGAGAAGCUCGAGUGGAGGAAGGCAAGCGGUCAGCAGCAGAAUCUUGCACUGUAAUAUCUUCUUGUUAGGGGGAUUCUGGGAAUUGAUUAGGAUAGGUUAGGUUUAUGAUACCCGG
This is a messenger RNA of Aspergillus eucalypticola CBS 122712, 2834 nucleotides long. Its product is annotated as putative gamma-tubulin complex component GCP5. The coding region runs from base 86 to 2773 and encodes 895 amino acids. The record is from RefSeq and is a predicted model, not a curated record. Gene Ontology annotation, molecular function: microtubule minus-end binding; gamma-tubulin binding. NCBI's taxonomy places the organism in Eukaryota, Fungi, Ascomycota, Eurotiomycetes, Eurotiales, Aspergillaceae. Gene Ontology annotation, biological process: meiotic cell cycle; mitotic cell cycle; spindle assembly. Gene Ontology annotation, cellular component: equatorial microtubule organizing center; spindle pole; centrosome. The transcript is spliced from 2 exons.